CUCCGGGGUGCGCUGGGAACUGGGCCACGUUUUCUCGCCCGAAACAGGAUGGCGGUGGCCCAACUUGACUUUGGCGCUGACAGGAGGCAGCCACUCUGGAAUCCGUCGCACGGCGAAGAUCAGCUGGCGACCUACGACCGACGACUUGGCGCGAUGGACUAUUCGUUUUGUGUGGCGCCAUCGACGCCGGACGAGAUCUUGUUUGCCGACAAAGUGGCGCGAACGCACUGCAUGUGCUGCACCCGUCGCUUCCACAUCUUACGCAAGAAAGCGCUGUGCUUCAAAUGCAACGAGUCGGUGUGCCUCGACUGCAUCGCGGUGUGGCAGCCCAAGGACCAACUGCGCACAGAAGUUUUGUGCAAGCGAUGCAUACACAAACACACCGCCGCGACACAAGCGCCGCCACGAUCCAAAUCCACGACGACACCACCAACUUUACCCGACACAGCCCUGCGGUGGAGCAACGGGUCGUCCGCGUCGUCCGGCUAUGUGGACGACCACGAUAUCGUCCGUCGUCACGCCAGCAGCGAAGAAGAUGCCGCAAAAGUCGCGCCGCUGUCUGUAGAAGAAGGAAGCACCAACGUAGGAGGACGCUGCGGGCUCAUUCUGUCGCCGCGACAGCUCCGUGCCGUGGAAUCGAAGCGAACCGAAGACACGCGGCCGUGCUCCGUCAAACUGCCGAGGUCGCAUCGAGUGCACACCGCUUGACAUGUUGAACACGCUUAUUUUAUCGUCA
Messenger RNA from Aphanomyces invadans, 736 nucleotides. RefSeq lists its product as hypothetical. The record is from RefSeq and is a predicted model, not a curated record. NCBI's taxonomy places the organism in Eukaryota, Oomycota, Saprolegniomycetes, Saprolegniales, Verrucalvaceae. Bases 49 to 708 code for a protein of 219 amino acids. The transcript is spliced from 2 exons.